AUGCAAGAGGCCCCACAGAAACCCCUCCCCCAGCUGGACUUCCCAGCCACCCUCAGUCAGGCAACCCAGGACGAGGAAUCCUGCAGAAAACCUGCCCGCUUCCAUCCAAGUGCCCUGAAGUCCCAGGACCCCUCCAUCCCCCGCCACACCCGGGCAGCCCCCUCCCGCCAGGCCUUGCUGGACCCAGCGCCUUCUCCCUGUCACCCGCUGUCGCCUCGGGCGGGGAUCGGUGCCCCGGAGCGCAAAGCCUGACGCGAUCCCCCUCUCCCACCCCCCCCACCCCCACCUCCCACCGCCCAGGCCCUGGCGGCGAUGAGACAGAGCGGCGCCUCCCAGCCCCUGCUGAUCAACAUGUACCUGCCAGAUCCCGUCGGAGACGGUCUCUUCAAGGAAGGAAAGAGCCCGGGAUGGGGGCCCCUGAGCCCCGCGGUACAAAAAGGCAGCGGCCAGAUCCAGCUGUGGCAGUUUCUGCUGGAGCUGCUGGCUGACCGCGCGAACGCCGGCUGCAUCGCGUGGGAGGGUGGCCACGGAGAGUUCAAGCUCACGGACCCAGACGAGGUGGCGCGGCGCUGGGGCGAGCGCAAGAGCAAGCCCAACAUGAACUACGACAAGCUGAGCCGCGCGCUGCGCUACUACUACGACAAGAACAUCAUGAGCAAGGUGCACGGCAAGCGCUACGCCUACCGCUUCGACUUCCAGGGCCUGGCGCAGGCCUGCCAGCCGCCCCCCGCGCACGCUCACGCCGCCGCCGCCGCCGCCGCCGCCGCGGCCGCCGCCGCCCAGGACGGCGCGCUCUACAAGCUGCCCCCCAGCCUGGCCCCACUGCCCUUCCCCGGCCUCUCCAAACUCAACCUCAUGGCCGCCUCGGCCGGCGUCGCGCCCGCCGGCUUCUCCUACUGGCCGGGCCCGGGCCCCGCCGCCGCCGCCGCCGCCGCCACCGCCGCGCUCUACCCCAGCCCCGGGUUGCAGCCCCCGUCCGGGCCCUUCGGCGCGGUGGCCGCCGCCUCGCACCUGGGGGGCCAUUACCACUAG
Balaenoptera musculus (blue whale) is the source of this 1032-nucleotide messenger RNA. RefSeq names its product FEV transcription factor, ETS family member (gene FEV). The transcript is spliced from 4 exons. The record is from RefSeq and is a predicted model, not a curated record. Gene Ontology annotation, molecular function: DNA-binding transcription factor activity, RNA polymerase II-specific; sequence-specific DNA binding. Lineage: Eukaryota; Metazoa; Chordata; Mammalia; Artiodactyla; Balaenopteridae. Gene Ontology annotation, cellular component: nucleus. Gene Ontology annotation, biological process: cell differentiation; regulation of transcription by RNA polymerase II.